GCUGUCAUAGCAAUAGGCUGUGAUCAGAAAAAGGCACUAAAAAAGUUGCUAUCUAAAAAGUUCGAUUGUGAUAGGUUAACGGGACAGUUGGUUUAUUCUGAUGAAUUAAAAAAGAUCCUAAAAAGAGUAAAAAUAAUAGAAGGGAAUUUAUUGUUUCGGCAGAGGAAAGAAACCGACUUACGAGAGCUUGAAAACCUAAGAAUCACCUCACCAAAAGGUCCAGCACUUAUUUUUGAAGACAAUGGAAAUUUGACAGAUAUUCGCGGGCUUCUUACCAUUGAUUUCAAAGGAUCGGCGCCUUACGUGACGUUCAAGAAAAACCCCAAGCUAUGCGAUGUGACCUAUAUGAAGGAGAAACUUUGGGAGAAAGUAGAAGGAGGGAUACCAUUUACCAACCGUUGCUUGUCAAAAUGCAAAGGUAGCUUGGUUAACGAUGAGUAUCUAAAAAAGCUUCCUAAACACUGCGCAUACAUUGAAGGGGACCUCAAAAUUAUGGGAAGAAACGGGGUGUCCAAGGACCUCAUGAAACUCAAGCAAGUAGAAACUGUAAAUGGUGCAAUUAUUAUAGCAAAUAAUUCUAAAAUACACGACCUUGAUUUUCUUAGCUACCUACGCAAAGUUGGAAAUAAAAAGAGAAAAGGGGCGGCAUUAUUAAUCUCUAAUAAUACUGGCUUAAGAGAGUUAUCACUGAUGAAUUUGGAAGAAAUAGUUGGUUCUGAACAAACAAAAAGUUCG
Cylicocyclus nassatus is the source of this 735-nucleotide messenger RNA. Lineage: Eukaryota; Metazoa; Nematoda; Chromadorea; Rhabditida; Strongylidae. The record is from the annotation of a GenBank genome assembly.